Messenger RNA from Rhinopithecus roxellana (golden snub-nosed monkey), 471 nucleotides. It is a transcript of the gene PDE6G, whose product is annotated as phosphodiesterase 6G. Gene Ontology annotation, biological process: visual perception; positive regulation of G protein-coupled receptor signaling pathway; positive regulation of epidermal growth factor receptor signaling pathway. The transcript is spliced from 5 exons. Bases 1 to 471 code for a protein of 156 amino acids. Gene Ontology annotation, cellular component: photoreceptor outer segment membrane. NCBI's taxonomy places the organism in Eukaryota, Metazoa, Chordata, Mammalia, Primates, Cercopithecidae. Gene Ontology annotation, molecular function: cGMP binding; 3',5'-cyclic-nucleotide phosphodiesterase activity. The record is from RefSeq and is a predicted model, not a curated record.
AUGGCCAGCCUGAGUUACAGGUUUUUAAAGCGUGGCACUGAGACGCCUAAUCAGCUCACGAAGCAGCAAGAUAAAUGCCCGGGCUGGCACCCUGCGGAGGAAGGCCGGGUACUCAUAGCAUGGACCCCUGAGACCUGCCCUGCACUUGAUUGCAGCAGGAGGGAGUCCAGGAGCCAGGGUUGCCACGGUGUCUCCGUCAGCCUCGCCAUGAACCUGGAGCCGUCAAAGGCUGAGUUCCGGUCAGCCACCAGGGUGGUCGGGGGACCUGUCACCCCCAGGAAAGGACCCCCUAAAUUUAAGCAGCGACAAACCAGGCAGUUCAAGAGCAAGCCCCCGAAGAAAGGCGUCCAGGGGUUUGGGGAUGACAUCCCUGGAAUGGAAGGCCUGGGAACAGACAUCACGGUCAUCUGCCCUUGGGAGGCCUUCAACCACCUGGAGCUGCACGAGCUGGCCCAGUAUGGCAUCAUCUAG